Messenger RNA from Zingiber officinale, 828 nucleotides. RefSeq names its product NEP1-interacting protein 1-like. Lineage: Eukaryota; Viridiplantae; Streptophyta; Magnoliopsida; Zingiberales; Zingiberaceae. The record is from RefSeq and is a predicted model, not a curated record. Bases 1 to 828 code for a protein of 275 amino acids. The transcript has 6 exons.
AUGGAGUCACUCUGCCUCAACUUUGCGAGAAAAGUGGCCUUGGCCGGCCUUACUUGCACCUUUGCAUUUUGUGGAUCCAUGGUUGGGCUGGUUUCAGGGGCACUCAAGGGCCAAACUACAGAGACAGGCAUAUUGCGAGGUGCAGGGAUCGGCGCCAUUGCUGGUGCUUUAGUUUCUGUAGAUUUCUUGGAGUCUUGCCUUCGAGGAGAGGUUUUACCAAAGUUGGCCAUCUUCCACAGCCUCAUCGAUGGGAAGAUAUUCAGAGAAUGGGUUAGCCCAGCAUUGCUCAAAGCUUACCAAUGGCAAGUCAAUGCAGCUGAUCAAGUAAGCUACAGGGAGAUUUCAGACAUACUUGAUCUCACCGGGGACGAAGGCCUGUUACCUAAUGCCAUCGAGGAAUUGCCCAUGUUCAAGAUCAGUAGUGAUGAUGAUCAGGCCAGUGAUCCAUGUGGGAGGAGGACCAUUUGCUGCGCCGUCUGCUUGCAGGAUCUCGUCAAGGGAGAUAAUGCGAGAAUGAUGCCAGUUUGUAGGCACAUUUUCCAUGUGGUGUGCAUUGAUAUGUGGCUCGUGAAGCAUUCUUCCUGCCCUACCUGUAGGCAAGAGACUUCUGUGAAGGGCUUUAUUGAAAAAAAAAAAUCAUCAAUAGGGCAGAACCAAAUGGACCACUCAAAAAGCCACCGUCAGCCAGUCUCCACGCCUUUAUUUAAUAGAUGGGAUGAAAGAGCUGCUUCAGUGCUGGAUCAGAUAACACCUCGCGUGAUCCCAUUUAAUGCUCUCGCUCACCACUGUGCAACUGCAACUGCCUCCAGGCUCUCUUCCGCUCCUUAA